Closterium sp. NIES-65 is the source of this 1338-nucleotide messenger RNA. Lineage: Eukaryota; Viridiplantae; Streptophyta; Zygnematophyceae; Desmidiales; Closteriaceae. The record is from the annotation of a GenBank genome assembly.
AUGGACGUGGACGUGGACGUGGACGUGGACGUGGACGUGGACGAGGACGUGGACGUGGACGUGGACGUAGAAAUGGACGUGGACGUGGACGUGGACAUGGACGUGGACGUGGACGUGGACAUGGACGUGGACGUGGACGUGGACGUGGACGUGGACGUGGACGUGGACGUGGACGUGGACGAGGACGUGGACGUGGACGUGGACGUAGAAAUGGACGUGGACGUGGACGUGGACAUGGACGUGGACGUGGACGUGGACAUGGACGUGGACGUGGACGUGGACGUGGACGUGGACGAAGACGUGGACGUGGACAUGGACGUGGACGUGGACGUGGACGUGGACGUGGACAUGGACGUGGACGUGGACGUGGACGUGGACAUCGACGUGGACGUGGACGUGGACGUGGACGUGGACGUGGACAUGGACGUGGACGUGGACGUGGACAUGGACGUGGACGUGGACGUGGACGUGGACGUGGACGUGGACAUGGACGUGGACAUGGACGUGGACAUGGACGUGGACGUGGACAUGGACGUGGACGUGGACAUGGACGUGGACGUGGACAUGGACGUGGACGUGGACGUGGACGUGGACGUGGACAUGGACGUGGACGUGGACGUGGACAUGGACGUGGACAUGGACGUGGACAUGGACGUGGACGUGGACGUGGACGUGGACGUGGACGUGGACGUGGACAUAGACGUGGACUUGGACGUGGACGUGGAGAUGGACGUGAACGUGGACAUGGACGUGGACGUGGACGUGGACGUGGACAUGGACGUGCACAUGGACGUGGACGUGGACGUGGACGUGGACGUGGACGUGCACAUGGACGUGGACGUGGACGUGGACGUGGACGUGGACGUGGACGUGGACGUGGACGUGGACAUGGACGUGGACGUGGACGUAGAAAUGGACGUGGACGUGGACGUAGAAAUGGACGUGGACGUAGACGUGGACAUGGACAUGGACGUAGACGUGGACGUGGACGUGGACGUGGACGUGGACGUGGACAUGGAUGUGGACAUGGACAUGGACGUGGACGUGGACGUGGACGUGGACAUGGACGUGGACGUGGACGUGGACGUGGACAUGGACGUAGAAGUGGACAUGGACAUGGACGUAGACGUGGACGUGGACAUGGACGUUGACAUGGACGUGGACAUGGACGUGGACGUGGACGUGGACGUGGACAUGGACGUGGACGUAGAAAUGGACGUGGACGUAGACGUGGACAUGGACAUGGACGUAGACGUGGAGUGUGGUGCGGCGGCCAAAGCAGCGCUGGGUGGAGUGCGCACCCCCGCACUGCUCACCUGCGCGGUCGCCGGUGCGUAG